Spinacia oleracea (spinach) is the source of this 2755-nucleotide messenger RNA. RefSeq names its product protein terminal ear1. The transcript has 5 exons. Lineage: Eukaryota; Viridiplantae; Streptophyta; Magnoliopsida; Caryophyllales; Amaranthaceae. The coding region runs from base 237 to 2369 and encodes 710 amino acids. Gene Ontology annotation, molecular function: RNA binding. The record is from RefSeq and is a predicted model, not a curated record.
AUAGGAUUUUGCAUUUUUGGUAAUGUUUUGGACUUCAAAAAGGGAUGUAAAAACACUAAAAACAACAAUUCCAAAAAAUACCCCCAUUUUUCUCUCUCCUCUCUUUCCAAUCGCUUUCUUACUUCUCACCGUACAUGGCUUCCUAAACCCCGUCCGACCCUCGCCGGUAAACGCCUUCCUAAACCCCUGCUUAAUAAAUUCCGCCAACCACACAACUCUCCCAAUCACCUCCAAAAAUGGCAGAAAACGGCGUUAUACGCUUCCCCGGCCAACAUCUAGACCCCUUUGCGCAAGAGUUCCGUCCUACUUUUAUACCCCAACACCACCACUUCUCUCUUAUCUCUCCCCUUCCUCCGCCACAACAUCCACCGUUCUUCCCUGAGCUAAUCUACCAAAAUCCCCCCCUUCCACCACCACCGCCGCCGCCGACUUUCAUGAUUCCUACUAUACCACCGUCUCCAGCGUUUAUCCCACCGUCAAUCCCCCCGCCGGCGUCUUCUCCGACGAGAGCCAUCCUCUUAACCGCCGUCCCACCUGACGUCAGUGAAUCGAUAGUACGACGAGAGCUUGAGGUAUUCGGCGACGUGAGAGCCGUUCAGAUGGGGCGAGUGUCGGAAGGGAUCGUGACCGUCCAUUUUUAUGAUCUGAGGGCUGCGCAUGCAGCCCUCGAUACCGUACGUGAGCAGCACAUGCAACACCAGAAUCGUCUGCGCAUCCAUUACUCUAUUUUGGCGCCAAACUACACUUUUACCGGUGGUCCCACUUUCGGUUUCGAUGGCCCACCGCCGCCCCUACCACCUCCUUCACCCGGACUCAUAUCAGGCCGGGCUGUCUGGGCCCAGUUCACCAUCCCUGCUACAAACGCCUUCCCUGAUGGUCAAAACCAGGGCACUCUCGUCAUUUUCAAUCUCAACCCCAGUGUCUCUGCUCUCACUCUCAAGGACAUCUUCCAAGCUUUUGGGGCAGUGAAGGAAUUAAGAGAGACGCCAAUGAAGAGGCAGCAGAGAUUCGUGGAGUUCUACGACGUUCGAGAUGCAUCUAGAGCGUUGGCUCAGAUGAAUGGAAAGGAAAUCAACGGUCGUAGUGUCAUGAUUGAAUUCAGUAGACCAGGUGGACAUUCAAACAAGAAAUUCAAUAACCACCACCAUCAUCAUCAUCAAUUUAACACCAUUAAUAAUCUUAAUUACCACCACCCUAAUCAUCAAAUUGCGAAACCAAUUCAACCUCCUCAACCGCAACCGCAACCGCAACCGCAACAGCCACCGCCUCCUCCACCUCUUUUCCCUCUCCGCAACCGGAGAAUAUCCCCUAAGCAGAAUGUCCGACGGCGUAGGAGCUCUCCGAUGAGUAGUGAGGACUCACUCGAGACGGCGAUGAGCGGGUUAGCAUUGCAAACAACUGAAAAAGGAGGAAAUAAUGGUUGUAGUAGUAGCAGUAGAAAAGGUGGUGGUAGUAACAAUAAUGUGAAUGGAAAUGAGAAUUGUUCGAGUUCGGGUUCGAGUUCAAGCUCAAGAGCCAAGCCACAACAACAACCACCGUCCACGGCGGUUGUGAAGACGAAGCCGUGGAAAGGGAGAUCAAAGAACUUUGAUCCGAGGUUUUUGAUAAAGGAGGAUGCAAUCGUUGAGGAAAGUGGGUGUAAAGAUACUAGGACCACAAUCAUGAUCAAGAACAUACCCAACAAAUAUAGUCAGAAGCUGGUGUUGAAUAUGUUAGACAAUCACUGUAUACACUGCAAUGAACAGAUUGCAGUUUCUGGAGAUAAUAAUCAGCCAUUGUCUUCCUAUGAUUUCGUCUACCUCCCAAUCGAUUUCAAAAAAAAUUGCAGCAACAAAUGCAAUGUGGGAUAUGGGUUUGUGAACAUGACUUCCCCAGAAGCAACAUUGAGGUUAUACAAAGCAUUUCAUCAUCAACAUUGGGAAGUUUUCAAUUCUCGCAAGAUUUGUGAGGUCACUUAUGCCAGAGUUCAGGGUUUGGAAGCAUUGAAGGAGCAUUUCAAGAACUCAAAAUUCGCGUGCGAGAACGACGAGUAUCUUCCCGUGGUUUUCUCCCCGCCCCGAGACGGACAAACCUCAACAGCCCCGCUCCCCAUCGUCUUCUCCACCACCACCACCACCACCACCGCCACCUCCCCAACCACCACAUCAACUUCCACAACAACACUACCACACAAUGAUGAAUUGUAUGAUCAUCACCAUCAUAUCAACCUAACCUCAUCUACUCUCAUAGAGAGUAAUGAUGAUGAUAAUGAAAGCAGUACAAACAGUAGCAGAAGCUCGUCAUCCAACGGCGGCGGAUGUCUUAUCAUAGCUGAUGAUGAUGACGGUUGUAGUAAUAACAGUAGCAUGGGGUGUAGCACAGGUGAUUAAAACUCCAACCCCUGGUUUUUAGGUGUAGGCUGUCUAAUCUCAAAAUCUCACUCUUAAUUUGAUUUCUUCAUAUCUUUGUGAGUUGACUCGAUAGAGAGAGAUAAUUGCAUGUAAUGCAGCACACCGCCGCCCUCCUACAUCCGCAUGCAUGCCACCUCUAAUUUUAUUUUAUUUACAUUUUUUUUAAAAUAAUUUCUCUUUGUUGAUGUUAAUUAGUGGUGUUUUUUAGUCUUGUCUUGUUGUAUUAGUGCCUUGUAAUUGUGUUAAAUUAGGGUAGUUUAUAGUUAUGAUUUGUUCCUAGGAAAAGCAAUUAAUUUAAUUGUAAGUUUUAAAGGUUUCUAAUUUUAUUUUUUCAAAUAAAUAUAUCACUGUUAAAUUAGUUAGUA